Messenger RNA from Maniola jurtina (meadow brown), 6557 nucleotides. RefSeq lists its product as uncharacterized. Gene Ontology annotation, molecular function: zinc ion binding. Bases 1 to 4350 code for a protein of 1449 amino acids. The record is from RefSeq and is a predicted model, not a curated record. NCBI's taxonomy places the organism in Eukaryota, Metazoa, Arthropoda, Insecta, Lepidoptera, Nymphalidae. The transcript has 10 exons. Gene Ontology annotation, cellular component: nucleus. Gene Ontology annotation, biological process: regulation of DNA-templated transcription.
AUGGAGAGACAGCAGUGUAAUUCACUUCAAAACUUUGACGAUCCGAAAACGGAAAUUUUGAAAAAAAGAUUAUUAAAGGCGACUGGCACUUCCGCGAGUGGCAGUCUGGCUCAGAGCACCUCUCAGCAUAAUGUGCUAUUGAACACGUUACGCGCGCCAAUCUCGAGCAGUAUGAUCGUGUCCUCGGUGCAGGCGCCGCAGAGCUCGAUGGCUCUCACCCACAACCUCGUGACCCACUCCCUCGCUCCCAUGAAGAUCGGCAACUCCCCCUACCCCCUGCAGCUCUCCACCGUGCACGUGCCGGUGCAGAUCCCGGGCUCUACCUCCAAUAUCAAUGUGCCCGUGCAGCUGUCCGGUGCUACGAGUAGCAUGCCGCUGCAGAUAGCGCCGGUGAGUCUGCCCCUGCAAGUGUCUGCCACCACUAACAUCCCCGUGCAGAUGCCGGCCGGGGAAACCAUCAACGUCCCUCUACAGAUUCCCAACAGCCAGAAUAUCCAACUAACAGGCCCCACCCUGCCCUCUAUGCCUCUGUUGCAAAACACUCAGCCUCUCCACAGCUCUAUCAUUCACGUCCACAUGGGUUCCAAUAGAUCUACUAACUUCGAUGGUAGCGCAGACAUGAAUGUCUCCACUUCCACACAGCUUCAGCUCCCAGACUCUGGGGUUCAAGUGAAGAUGAACAAUCCUACGUCAGUGGCACAGAUGCAAGUCGGUUCCAACUCGACUGUUAUGCAAAUUCCUAACUCAUCUAAUAACUCGAUUCAACUGGCACUGCCUAACACUGGGGGUGCAGGCGCAGUCCAGCUGAGGGGUGCUCCCCGCACAGUGCCUCACGUAGUGUACAUACAGACCCCCACGGGAUUGAAACCUGUGACCAGUACAGAAGUGAUCAGCCAAGCCAGCACCAGUGGAAACCCACCUCAGAUUAUUGUCAGGAGACCGGUCACAAAUAGUUCAAAUAUACACUUAAUAUCAAAUGUUGGUACCAAACCCAACAUUGCACCUAAGAUGCCCGGACAAAAUAAAUCAUCUAUACUUGCACCAGCAAACGCUGCUCAACCGAUAGUGAUUCAAAAACCAAAAACAAAUGACAAAAUGAUGGUUCCAGUUAGCAUUGCGCCCGGGACUCAAGCGAAGCAAGCUAUAGCGUACCUGAGCUCUGUCAAAAAGCCAAACACCAAAGUAAUGCCAGAGAAUCAAUCAAUUCUCAUCUCUAGCAACCAAACAAAUGUUAACUCCAACAAUCAAAAACUAUUUCUGACCCCCAUGAACAUGCCUAAAAUGCCAAACACCAAAUUUAUUCUACCUGUGACUCUACCGGCAACUAUGGCUUCCAAGGGUCCAAUAAUAAACCUUCAAAUAGCCAAUGGACAAAUACAGAAUGACCCCCAAGGAAACAUCACUGUCAUGAGAGACACCUCGGUGGAAACCUCUGACAUGCCACCACUGCAGCCUUUAGCGAAACUAGUUACGGUUAAUGCGAAAGAUAAUUGCGUGCCCCAGAGUCCUAACAAGACAGAUAAAACUUUCACUAUUUCAAUACCAGGAUCGAGAGCAGAACCUACGGGAGAGCAAGGCGAGUACACAUUGUCCAUACCGGAGACGAAUGCUUCCAUGAAUGAUGAUAUUUAUACGGUGUCCAUAGCAGAUGACGAAGGUGGUAUGACACGGGAGAAAUCCUUUACCUUGGCCAUACCAGAGAAAGGCAAGAGCCUUCUAAAUAGAAACUUGCUUGACAGAAACGAUGUGGGUCCUGUACCGAUCGCGGCACCUGCAAUUUUGCGGCGUUCCUAUUCCGACAACAGCGAUAGGAAAACCACAACCGCUAACAAUAUUAAGCGUCGAAUAUCGUUGUGUACGGAAAAUAUGUCGAGCAAAACUGUGAAAUUGACUUUACCAGCGACGAAAGUUGUGAACCAAUCGAAAUCAGAUGAAAAUUUAGAUGCCGAUAUUAACGACGAUCAUCGCGUCCCCUCUCUGUUCUGCGACGAAAAGCUCGAUAAAGAUCUGGAAGCCAAAGUAAACCUGGGCGACUCAGACCCUGAAGAUUACAAGGACAAGGUUGAUGACAAACCUAACGACGUGUACUAUCAGAAAAUUGAUGCGUAUGAAUUCAAAGAUGAAAUAAAGGUUAGAGAACAUGAUCCUACAUUAGAAGAAGAUCCACCCGGCUUGGUAUGGAAAAACGGGAUAGCCCAGCUUCGAGGCAGCAAUUUACACUUUCGCACCAAUGAAUUUGGUCUCAUCGAUGUCAUUGAGGAAACGCAGCAAGAUGACUGUAGUAAUCUGAUCACCAAAUAUCAUACUCCACUGAAAAAGAGAAUAGAAAGGAGUAAGGAGAAAAAACCGACUUCUCCAGAAGAUCUGUACAAGUGUGACGGGUGCGGGUGCCACGGCAUGGCAGCCGAGUUUAUAACGCCCAACUUUUGCAGCUCCACCUGCCAAACUGAGGUUCAAAAGAUACAGCAGAAGAAGAAAGACAGAGAAAGGAUGGAAUUGGCCAAGAAAAGGAACAAAAUGAAGAAAUUGCUCAUGAGGAAGCAGCUGUCCGAUUCAGACAUCGUUGAAAAUAAAGACGAUAAGGUUCCACUAAAGCACUACGAUUCCGCAACAAGUGACACUCAGAUGUCUGAGAUAAUGAAAAUGGGAGAAGAUUUGGUGGAGAAUGAGAAGUAUCCGUGGAUGUGCGGAAAGAAUGGUUUUUCGUGGAUGCGCUACUUGGACGUUUGCAAAGCUAAAGCUGCGCCAGUGAAACUGUUUAAAGACCCCUUUCCUUAUAAUAAGAAUGGGUUUAAGGUGGGCAUGCGGAUGGAGGCGAUCGAUCCACAGCAUCCUUCUUUAUUUUGCGUGGUUUCUGUUGCUGAAGUGCAAGGCUACAGAAUGCGCCUACAUUUCGACGAGUAUCCGGAUAUGUACGAUUUCUGGGUGAAUGCGGAUUCGAUCGACAUCUUUCCCGCGGGGUGGUGCGAGAAGAACAGCCGUCCGUUGAAGCCGCCUGCAGGAUACGACUCAGCUACGUUUUCCUGGCCGUUGUACCUAAAGCAGAUGCGUGCUGUCACAGCGCCUAGAUACCUCUUCUCACAUAUCACUUCUGCUAUGAUAAAACCCAAUGGUUUCCGUAUCGGCAUGAAGCUAGAAGCAGAAGACCGCCACAACGACAUGGUUUGCCCGGCCACCGUGGGGGAUAUGCUGGACAACCGACUGCUGGUCACGUUCGACAGCUGGGACGAGGUGUACGACUGCUGGGUGGACCCAUCCUCCCCCUACAUACACCCUGUGGGCUGGGCGGAGGAGAACGGCAUCGCUUUGACUCCACCCAACUACUACAAGGACUCAUCGUCGUUCUCAUGGGAGAACUACCUGUCGGAGAGCAUGGCGAGCGCGGCGCCGCCCCGCGCCUUCAAGACGCGCCCGCCGCUCGGCUUCAAGCCGGGGAUGAAGCUUGAGGUGGUCGACCGCAGGGUGCCCUUCCUCAUCCGAGUGGCCACCAUAAGCGCGGUGAAGGGCCACCAGGUGCGCGUGUCGUUCGACGGCUGGCCCGAGGAGCUGUCGUGCUGGCUGGACGACGACUCGCCGGACAUACACCCCGUGGGGUGGUGCCUGAAGACCGGACAUCCCUUGGAGCCCCCACUGACUGCCGAGGAGCUUCGAAUAAGCGGUCCGUGCGGAGUGGGCGGGUGUAGAGGACUAGGCUCGGUGCGCGGCGGCUCACACAAGCAGCACGGCGCUGCCUCCGCCUGCCCGUACCGCGCGCAGAGACCGCCGUCGCCGCCUGACCGAUUGCAGAGGGCACAAAGUAAACCUAAAUCAAUUUCAACUAGUACUCCAAACAGUGAUGCUCCCAAAGAAAAGCUUCCGAGAGGACGGCCGCCCAAACACAAAAGAGUUGAAGAAGUUUCCAAGAACGAUCCGGUAUCAGACGACGAGUCGCUCUCGAGCAGCGGCGGCAAGCGUUGGCGCGGCAGCGACGAGCGGUUGCGCGCCAGCUCGCGCCGCGACUCGCCCGCGCCGACCUCGCGCCACUCCGCGCCGCCGCCCUCCGCGCCGCUCCGCUCCGCUGCGCACUCGCCCGCGCCAGUGCCCGCUAUGCCGCGCGCGUUAAUCGCGAGGCACGUCGCCGACCUCGCGCUGCCGCCGGAUCCCGACUCCUGGACACAGAAGGAUGUGGCAGCCCUACUAUCGCGCAUCGCGGGAGCGGCCGCGGGCGCCGCAGCGGCCGCCGCGCGCGUGUCCGGCGCGGAGCUGCUCAUGGCGUCGUGCGAGGAGCUCGUGCACUGCCUGCGGCUGCGGCUCGGGCCCGCCGUCAAAGUGUACGCGGCCGUGCGUCAGCUGCGGGACUCGCUGUCGUGAUCCAGGGCUCUGCAGCACGCGCUCCACGUGCUAGUGUGAACUGUGACUGUCAACAUGCAGUGUCGUAAAACUCCUCUCGCUCGCCCUCACCUUGCGCACGAAGUGAAUACGUGCGGGCGUCCACAUGUUAGUGUGAUCGUCGGCUAUGCUUCUUAAUACCACCCUACAGUGUUUAUCGUCGUCAAAAUGUAUGUGGCCGUGCGCCAUCUUAGCCUCGCCCUCCACAUACUAGUGUGAACUGUGACUACCAACAUACAGGAGACUCGCUCCGUUGCCUCCUUCAUCCAGCUUCACUGGUUUGAUCUUGGUUUCGAUGAGGAUGUCGCCGGCUCGUUAGCUCGCCUCCUCCCUGCCUCACCCCACUCGGCUUCGUAGGCUCGCUUCUCAGUACCUUCGCGACCUGUCUUCAAGCGAAACAAAAUCACUAGGGGGUGCCUACUCCUAGUGUUGUACAACCACUUUUAUAAGUCACAUCGCCGAAACUUGUUUGUGCAGAUAAGCGCAAUCUAACGCCGACUAAAACCGAACCAAAACUAUAAAAUACAGACCUUAUUGCUUGACAUUAAGAUUUUAAACACAAUAACAACAGACUUCUGCUAUCCCGCUCAUAAUUCGCACCUACAAAACAUACCGCGCAGGCAAUAGCGGACGGACGCCCGUUAUUGUUAAGUGGUAUAUUCUCGCGCUGUUCAAGAAUACGAUAUUUGCGCAGCGCACCGGUGUAACAUAUAAAAGUGGUUGUACUGUACGACUGUACUGUGUGGAGUUGGGGUGAUCAGAUUUCAUUCUGAGCUCUCAACCUAUCUUAGAUGCAUUAUUUAUGUACUUGAUGAUUUAUUCCAUCUUUAUAUUUACCUAUGAAAUCUGUGAGACUUUCAAGGAGGAUGUACAUCGCUUUCACCCAUGUUGUUCGUUCACUAUAAUUGGCGCCUAUCUUUAUAUUAUCUUGGCACCAUCGCUUUGUUUGCUUUAUUCCCAAGAACUUAGGGUUUAUUAUUGUGUGAUUUGCAAUGGUGCCAACAUAAAGUUAAGCGUCAAGUUAUAGUGAACGUAUUGUAGGUGUGUUUUUUGGGGUUCUUUAUACAACAUACAUGAUGCUAUUUGUAUAUACAACUUUCAUGACCCUGUAUAUAAUUAUUAUAUACCAUUGUCAGUAUUUAGCUGAAGUCUAUUGUAGAUUAAUUUUCUCUUAUUUUUCUUUGAAAUUAAAUACAUAAUAUAUAUAAAAAUUUUAGUCAGGUAAAUGGACUUUUCAAAGUGUUAUUGAUGUGAAAUUAUUGCGCAUAUGCUCACGGCAUAGACUCAAAAAAAUUAUGAGAAGUAUUUUUUGCUCAUAGUCAUAUUAUGUUUAAAUACAUAUUCUAUAUUAUGUUGAUGAAAGAUGGUUUUGCCAUAAAUAUGUGCUUAAGGUAAAUUAUGAAAAACAAUUCAUGCAACAAGGUUUAUGUUAGUAGGUGUAAGAAACCUAAAAAAUCUGUAUAAAAUGACUUAAAAUAUUAUAUCAUGACUUUCUAUGACGAGAAAUUGACUAUUUUUUGUGCUAUGAAUAUAGACAACUUUAUUAUUUUUGGUAUAGUCCUCAAGAAUUUGAACGCAUUAGACGUAUUUUUAUUGCUUGGUUUUAAGAGUUGCUGUCUGAUUUCUACCGUACGCUUCAAACUAGAUGGCGCUGUAUCGAGUAUGAUCGCAGUAACAAAGAUUACAAGCUUCAAAUCCAGACAAUAUUACAGUUAUGGUGUUGAAACCACAGAAAUCAAAAUCAGUACAGAAGUCUUAAGAAGCAGAAGAUUGCCGCCUACGUAGGGCCGUAGGGUCCUAUGUUGAAGAAUCGUCAUUUAACUCGAGAUCAAAGGUGCCGGACUACUGUCUCUCUUUAUACUGUGCUAAUAUUUCUGGCAGUCUCUGUAAAGUGAAGAGCGAGCUUUAGGACAUUUGUGCAUUCAUCUGUAUUCGAUUCGUUUUUGUAAAAAUACGAAUUACGAAAACGAAUAUGAAUCGAAUACGAAUGAGUGCAGAAUAUGCGAAUAUUUGCGCCGUAGAACUCCUCGACAAUAUUUUGGAAGUAGGCUAUUAUAGUUUUUUAAUUUGUAUUACCUAUAAGCUUUUCUAUUAGCACAAAUGCAAGGUUUGAGGUUGUGAUUGUAUAAAAUACGUAACUUUCUGGAACCUUUUAAAUUUGACAUGAAUUUGAAACGAAUUAUGUAAUU